Molecule: messenger RNA, 993 nt
Organism: Tarenaya hassleriana
Lineage: Eukaryota; Viridiplantae; Streptophyta; Magnoliopsida; Brassicales; Cleomaceae
Product: probable glutathione S-transferase
Exons: 2
Coding region: 142-810 (222 amino acids)
Biological process (GO): glutathione metabolic process
Cellular component (GO): cytoplasm
Molecular function (GO): glutathione transferase activity
Source: RefSeq, a predicted model, not a curated record
ACAAUAGACCAAAAGACCAAUAAUAUUACACGACAUAAGCAAUGACGUCAUCCUCCAGAUACAUACCCAUGAAAACACGAUCAUAACAACAAGAGCCUAACCAUAACAAAAAAGAAAGAGACGGUUAGAUUUCUUUCAAGAAUGGAUCAGGAGGAGAAAAUAGUGGUGUUGGACCAUUGGCCGAGCACGUUCGGGGUGAGAGUCCACAUGGCCUUAGCCGAAAAGGGCUUGACCGAGUACGAGACCAAAGACGAGGACCUGUUCGAAAAGAGCAGCCUGCUUCUUGAGAUGAACCCUGUCCACAAGAAAGUCCCCGUCUUCGUCCACAACGGCGUACCCAUCUGCGAGUCUCUCGUCAUUCUUCAGUACAUCGACGAGGUUUGGAGCCACGCUCCUUCUCUGCUGCCUUCCGAUCCUUACGAGCGUUCUCGGGCAAGGUUUUGGGCCGAUUUCGUCGACAAAAAGAUACACACGAGUGCAGCGAAGAUAUGGAUGUGCAAAGGGGAGGAGCUGGAACAAGGGAAGAAAGAGCACGUAGAGAACUGGAAGAUACUGGAGAGAGAGUUGGGAGAGAAGGAGUAUUUCGGAGGAGAGAGAUUAGGGUUCGUGGACAUAGCUCUGCUCCCGUACACGAGCUGGUUCUACUUGCAGCUCAUUAUGGGAAACAUCGACAUGAACUCUGAGUGUCCGAAGAUUGCGGCUUGGGUGCAACGUUGCAAGCUCAAGGACAGCGUGGCCAGGAACCUGUCUGAUCCUGUCAAGGUCUACGACUACAUGCUCCUGAUCAAGAAACGAUACGGCCUCGACUGAUUAAAAAAAAAAAAGAAAAAUAGAGGAGAUGAGAUGUUUUUUUGGUGUUGUGGGUUCAUAUCGUGAUCAUGCUAUCACAUAUAUAUAUAUAUUUAAAUGACGUUACAGACGAAGGUGUUGUUUCUGGACAGUUAAAACUCAUUUACAAUUUGGAUUUUAUCCUUCAAAUUAAACUUAAUAUUA